Talaromyces proteolyticus is the source of this 2310-nucleotide messenger RNA. RefSeq names its product mitochondrial protein Pet127-domain-containing protein. Gene Ontology annotation, cellular component: mitochondrion; mitochondrial envelope. The transcript has 4 exons. The record is from RefSeq and is a predicted model, not a curated record. Gene Ontology annotation, biological process: mitochondrial RNA 5'-end processing. NCBI's taxonomy places the organism in Eukaryota, Fungi, Ascomycota, Eurotiomycetes, Eurotiales, Trichocomaceae. The coding region runs from base 1 to 2310 and encodes 769 amino acids.
AUGUUAAGAACGGCAUUGCGGUCUUUUUCAAGGCCUGUUCACGGCAAUGCUCGGUGUUCUUGUUUUCUAGCUACUCAGCGGCCACACCCAAGCAGACGCCAUUACUCAUCGAAUCCGCCAGAUCAAGAGGAGCAAAAGCCUGUUCCAGCCCCUAAUCCAGAUAAUGGAAAUGAAAAUAUAACCCGAGUCAAUGCGCCGAAAGAUAUUUCUUUAGACAAUGACAAUGCCAAUACAUCCUUCGAGAUACAAAAGGUUCCAGUGCCACCAUCCCCUAACCCACCUCAUAAGGGCCUCCAAUUAGGCGAGAACAAGGGGCGAGGGAAGAAAGGUGCAAAGUUGCAGGCAAAGGAAAAGACGAAGCGACAGCCGAAGAAGCGCGCGAAAGCACCACCACCACCUCCUCCUCCUCCUCCUCCUGCUCCAGCGUCCAAAAAGAAUCCACCCACAUCAGUGUCGCCGGAUGAGGCCACGAAAAUCCACGGCUUAGUGAAACAUAUUGAAGAGAAACAUUCGGGGACUCUAGCUUCGAAUGAGUUUACACUUACUCCUCUUGAUAUCGAAACAACACCUGUCCCGAAUCUAGCAUACGGGCUGGAUCGGGUUCUUUUUAAUCCUGGUGUUUAUCACCUUCGCGAUCCCCGGUCACGAAUCUACAAUUUCGACCCAUAUUUAGGGAAUAUAAUGCCCGUUUCGGAGUUCGAUUUCGAAGCCCUCAAAGAAUACAUUACGUCUUCUAAGGACGAAGCCCUCAUUCAGCUUGCUCGAGAUCAGAAAAGGAAAUAUGUUGGCUCUUCGUCUAGCAUGACGACAGUUCUUGCUCAUUUCCACUAUCUGCUCUCUCAAUGGCGACCAAUCAACCGCGACACUGUCUCGUUGGGAUUUCCAGAAUCCCUGCGUAGCUUCACACGACUUUUGCGAGCUCCGGCUGCAAUGUUCCUUCAUUACAAAGAUGGCGUGUAUGCUAUCGAUGCCGAUAAGGAGUAUGAUAACGCAAACAUUCUAAUGAAUCUUGGAAAAUCCAUGGAAAAGCUUCUCACAGUCUCCAAGGACGAGUUUGAGCGUUAUCGAAAGUCUAGUGAGAACAAAAUAACUGCAGAAGAGGAAAGAUCCAUCCCAGAAUCAUUUCAUUACUCUACCUUAGGCGACUUUGUAAUGCGGUCUCAAUUGGAUGCCUACGACCCCCGACUUCCAGGAACCGGAAUGUUUGAUCUGAAAACCCGCGCCGUAGUAUCCAUCCGCAUGGACGUGAAGAAUUUUGAGAAGUCGAUGGGAUACGAGAUCAAAGGCCGCUUUGGUAUGUGGGAAUCAUAUGAACGAGAAUACUACGACAUGAUCCGCGCGGCGUUUCUAAAAUACUCUCUUCAAGUCCGAGUCGGUCGUAUGGACGGUAUCUUUGUUGCGUUCCAUAACAUCGAGCGCAUCUUUGGAUUCCAGUACAUCCCCCUGUCAGAAAUGGACUUGGCGUUGCAUGGGCAGACAGACCCGACCUUGGGUGACAAGGAGUUUGCGUUGAGUAUCAAACUCUGGAACAACAUCCUUGAUAAAGCCACCGCGAAAUUCCCGGACCAGUCACUACGUCUUCAUUUCGAGACGCGUGACGCAAAGGUGCCGUACAUGUAUAUUUUUGCGGAACCCGUGACGAAUGAAGAUAUCAAGGCGAUUCAGGAGAAAAACAAGGCUGCCAUUGAGGAGUAUCAGCGACGAAUACUGCACCCGGAACUUGUGGCUGCAGAAGAGGAAAAUAAUCACCAAAAGGAAGACGAAAACGCGUCCCUCGAUGCAGUGGAGGAUGUUGAAGAUACUUUCGAAGCUGUUGAAUCGACUGAUGACAAUAUCACCUCUGUCGAAUCAGGAAGUGUCAAAGCAGACGACACCACCGCCACCUCCUCCUCUUCCAAACCUCCUGCUACCACCCCCGACCCCUCCACCAAUCUCCUCGGUAUGGUCCUCACAAUAAGAAACAAUAUCAACGACAAAGCUGUGCCCCGUCCCCGCAACCUCAGCGCCGAUGACGACUGGAACGUCGACUACGAACUCAGCGAACUAAAGAAUAACAGCCACCUCCGCCAACUUUACGACGCGAUCAAAAGACGACGAAAAGCCACGCUCGAGUUCCGAGGCGAAGACGAGAGUUUUUAUAUUCGAAAAAUGCACAGUUUGGCACAGGAGGGCAGAGAGUGGAGAGCAGAGCAGGAUCGGAUUGAUGAAGAGGAGGGGGUUUUUGUUUAUGAUUCCAUUGAGAAUGUGAAUAAGCGCAUCAACAGUAAUAAAAAUGAAAGUGGUGGUGGAGAGAGGGAGGACGCGCAGUGA